This is a messenger RNA of Agelaius phoeniceus (red-winged blackbird), 2626 nucleotides long. It is a transcript of the gene OCA2, whose product is annotated as OCA2 melanosomal transmembrane protein. Gene Ontology annotation, cellular component: melanosome membrane. Gene Ontology annotation, biological process: melanocyte differentiation; transmembrane transport; melanin biosynthetic process. The record is from RefSeq and is a predicted model, not a curated record. Lineage: Eukaryota; Metazoa; Chordata; Aves; Passeriformes; Icteridae.
AUGUACUUGGACAACAAAGAUUACAGUACAGUUUCUAAACAAGAGAUGGAGAUGAAUCACACAUCAUCACAUCAAACCAUUUUAUCUGCAAAGGUGGCAGCCAAACCAGCGACCAGAAGUUGCAAUGAGCUGCAGUUAUUUAAAGAGUAUCAUGGCAUGGUAGCAAGCCUUGGAGAGUCACAGACCCUGUGUGAAAAAUCAGCAAUAAGGGAGGAUGGCUGCAUUGCACUUGGGAAGGAUUUCACUCCUGUGCCCAUGCAGGGAAGAUAUCACUUCAAUUUUUCAAAAUUAUUCAGCUCAAGGUCAAAAAACACUGUUUUUACAGAGAAGACACCAUUACUGAAGGUUUCCUCAGAGGAAAGUGGGUUGCAGUGUAUGGCUCUUCAUAAUCCAGAUUUUACCACAGAUGAUGAUUCAUGGGACAACAGCUCUGCAGAAUUUGAGCAAAGGUUUCAACUGGAAAGUGAAAUGACAAGUUUUCCCAGAUCUGCUUCUUCUGAGAAAUAUGAAAUCUUGGACAGCCUUCAUGUCAAGUUCAAUUUAUCAAAGAUGAGAUGCUGCCUAAAAUUCCUGAAAGUUUCAGGUCUCUUUAUCUUCGUAGUUGUCUGCUCUAUUUUAUUUGGCAUUUAUCCAGAUCAAGGUACGCCCUGGCAGAUGUUGGCUGUAUCACCUCUGGAAAGCUUCUCUAUGAAUCUGACUGACUUUCAUGAUUCUGCUCUGUUGAAGUUAGAUAUAGGAGGCCCAUUUGGGGCACAAGUUGAUGAGCAAACAGAGGAAUACAUUGUCGUACAAAUCAGCCAGAGUGAAGACACAGGAUCAAGGAGGAGGCACCAGCAGCAGGUGGUAUACAACUGGUCUCUACCCUUAAGUUCAAGAAGAAAUCAGCAGAUCUUCACAACUAGAACCUUUCAGAUACCAAACAGAGGCACCAUCUUUAUAAACAUUCAAGCUUUCCUUCAGGAGUCUGGAAGUGUUCCUCUCUCCAUGAAGCAUCAGUACCUUCAUGCAAAUAUAGAGGCACAAGUAACAGUAGCAUCCAUCAUCUUAGUAGGUGUCUACGUGCUGAUCAUAUUGGAAAUUGUUCACAGGACCCUUGCAGCCAUGCUGGGCGCUUUGGCCGCUUUAGCCGCCUUAGCUAUUGUUGGGGAGAGGCCAAGUAUGGUCAAAGUGGUCGAGUGGAUUGACUAUGAGACACUGGCAUUAUUGUUUGGAAUGAUGGUUUUGGUGGCCAUAUUUUCAGAGACUGGAUUCUUUGACUACUGUGCAGUAAAGGCUUAUCGGUUCUCUCGAGGCAAGGUGUGGGCCAUGAUUACAUUUCUGUGCCUUAUUGCUGCAAUUCUUUCUGCAUUUUUGGACAAUGUUACCACUAUGCUGCUCUUUACUCCAGUAACCAUAAGGCUCUGUGAAGUACUUAAUCUUGAUCCUAGGCACGUCCUGAUUGCGGAAGUAAUCUUCACAAAUAUUGGGGGGGCUGCCACUGCUGUUGGGGAUCCUCCAAAUGUGAUUAUUGUUUCAAAGCAGGAGCUGAGGAGGAGGGGAUUGGAUUUUGCAGCCUUCACAGGGCAUAUGUUUUUGGGUAUCUGCCUUGUUGUUCUGGUCUCCUUUCCUUUUCUCAGACUUCUUUACUGGAACAAAAAACUUUACAAUAAGGAGCCAAGUGAAAUUGUUGAGCUGAAACAUGAGAUCUAUGUUUGGAGGCUGACAGCUCAGCGCAUCAACCCAGCCAGCAGAGAGGAGACUGCUGUGAAAUGUCUCUUGAUGCAGAAGGUGCUGACUCUGGAGAUGCUCCUGAGGAAGAAGCUGAGGACAUUUCACAGACAAAUUUCACAAGAAGAUAAAAACUGGGAAACAAAUAUCCAGGAACUUCAGAAAAACCACAGAAUAACAGACAAAAUUCUGCUCAUCAAAUGUCUGACAGUGCUGGGAUGUGUUAUUCUUAUGUUUUUUAUCAACUCAUUUGUUCCAGGCAUCUACCUAGAUCUUGGCUGGAUUGCCAUGUUGGGAGCCCUUUGGCUGCUGGUGCUAGCAGACAUCCAUGAUUUUGAGAUGAUAUUGAACAGAGUUGAGUGGGCAACCCUUCUUUUCUUUGCAGCAUUGUUUGUUCUCAUGGAGGCUUUGGCUCAUCUGCACUUAAUAGACUAUAUAGGAGAGCAGACAGCUUUGUUAAUAAAGGUGGUUCCUGAGGAUCAGCGCUUGGCAGUGGCCAUUAUUUUAGUGCUCUGGGUGUCUGCUUUGGCCUCCUCUGUGAUUGACAACAUCCCCUUCACAGCUACAAUGAUUCCUGUGCUUCUCAACCUGAGUAAAGAUCCAGAUGUUAACUUGCCUAUGAAACCAUUAAUCUUCUCAUUGGCUAUGGGUGCAUGCCUUGGAGGUAAUGGAACAUUGAUUGGAGCAUCUGCAAAUGUUGUUUGUGCUGGAAUUGCUGAACAGCAUGGUUAUGGCUUCUCUUUCAUGGAAUUCUUCAGGUUAGGUUUCCCCAUGAUGAUCGUGUCCUGUACCAUUGGGAUGUGCUAUCUUCUUGUUGCUCAUGUUUUAGUAGGUUGGAACUCAUAGUUAUUUAUACUUUCAAGAGUGAGAUAAGCUUUCCCUUUUGUUUAGCUUAUAUCAGAAUGUUAAGAACACAUAU